This is a messenger RNA of Plasmodium coatneyi, 474 nucleotides long. Its product is annotated as SICA antigen. The transcript has 4 exons. Bases 1 to 474 code for a protein of 157 amino acids. The record is from RefSeq and is a predicted model, not a curated record. NCBI's taxonomy places the organism in Eukaryota, Apicomplexa, Aconoidasida, Haemosporida, Plasmodiidae.
AUGGCGGGCACAGCAGCGGGGAUAGGGCUAGCACUACCAUUAUCAGCAUCGGCAAAAGAACCACUACUACCAGCUUGGUUUGGAUUGGGAUUUGGUUUGAGUUUGGGUGGUGGUGUUGGAUCAUGUUUACGUUUGGCACUUAGGUCAAAAGUAUAUUUUGGACUAGAACAACUCCCUGAUCAUGUGGGACAGCAGGAUGGUACACAUGAAUAUACCUUAGUAAAGGAACGAAAACCAAGAUCUGUUUCAACGGGAACGAAGACGUCAAAAAAAACUGCUGCUCGUCGCCGUGUUGGUCGCCGCAUGAUUAUUGAUAUUCAUUUAGAAGUCUUAGACGAAUGUCAAAAAGGGGAUCUGAAUUCGACGAAGGAAGACUUUUUUGAAAUAUUAGUUCAAGAAUUUAUGGGAUCAAAAUUCAUGAAAGAAGAAAGUGCUCCUACGGAAGAUGUUCCUAAGGAGCAGGUUCCAAGUUAA